This is a messenger RNA of Conger conger (European conger), 4206 nucleotides long. RefSeq names its product solute carrier family 30 member 5 (gene slc30a5). The record is from RefSeq and is a predicted model, not a curated record. Gene Ontology annotation, molecular function: zinc ion transmembrane transporter activity. Gene Ontology annotation, biological process: transmembrane transport; intracellular zinc ion homeostasis; zinc ion transport. Bases 558 to 2939 code for a protein of 793 amino acids. The transcript has 15 exons. Gene Ontology annotation, cellular component: membrane; Golgi apparatus. NCBI's taxonomy places the organism in Eukaryota, Metazoa, Chordata, Actinopteri, Anguilliformes, Congridae.
UUCUGGUAUACCACAGAAUACUUGGUAGUGAAUUUAAUGGCAGGGAUAGGUGCAUGUUUAAUCGCUCUUUUAGAAAUACGCCAGUGAUAUCAUAAAAACCAGGGUUUUUCUGUGCAUCAUGAUUCAUAAAGACAAAGUGUUGCUGUCGGUAAAUCGAUACAUUGCUAGACCUAAUUAAAAAUCAGAGAACGUGACGUGGCCAUAUUUGCCGGUGUGCAGUACAGACUGAACUGUCCCGACUCGAGCUAGCUACCAAGUGCUAGCUAAUAUCCGGAAGCAAAUAUGUAUAGCUAGGUAGCAUUGAUUAGGGUACGACAAAAUUUCGUGAACUUUAUGUGUGCGAUCUCUGACUAAAUUAUCUGAUUGGUCGUCGGGUAAAUUAAACUGAUGUAUUACGUAUUUUGCCGUGUACUGACCUGCUGGUGUUUGUAAACACGUAAGCUAACAUUAGCAGGCUGCUAGCUUGCUUUCCAGUCAACCAGGUAGCUAGCUAGCUUGUAGCUAAUAUGGAUUAAGUAAAAAUUGUUCCUUGGUUGCUGGAUGCGAAUUUGUCAGGUAUGGAUGAAAAAUACAGCAGCAAUGUAAUUUCCAGUGGGAAGUUGGGACCAGUUGAAGUUCCGAAUGCCAGGCUCACCAGGUACAUAGUAUUAUUGUGUGUCACCAAGCUCUUGAAGGCUCUAGGAAUCUUCGAGUCCUAUGACCUACUCAAAGUGGUUCACAUCGUUCAGUUCAUCUUCAUACUUAAAUUGGGGUGUUCAUUGUUCUUGGUUUUCUUCCAAAAGCCAUUCUCCUCUGGAAAAGUUAUUACAAAGCGUCAGUGGGUCCGGAUCCUCAAGCAUGCCGUAAUCAGCUGUGUAAUAUCACUCCUGGGAUUCUUCGGUCUCACGCUCUGUGGGCCUUUACGGACGCUGCUGCUGUUUGAACACAGUGACUUGGUGGUCAUCUCCUUCCUCAGUGUUCUUUUCACAAGCUCUGGAGGUGGGCCCUCCAAGACGAGAGGAGCUGCUUUCUUCAUUAUUGCUGUGAUCUGUCUUCUGCUCUUCGAUAAUGAUGACCUCAUGGCAAAGAUGGCAGAGCACCCUGAAGGACACCAUGACAGUGCCCUCACUCACGCCCUCUACACAGCCAUCGCGUUUUUGGGCGUGGCUGACCACAAGGGUGGGGUUGUCUUGCUGGUGGCCUCUCUCUGUUUAAAAGUGGGCUUCAACACAGUGUCCAGGAAGCUGUCUGUGGAGAUUGGGGGAGCCAAGCGCCUCUAUGCCCUGUCUAACCUGGCCUCCACUGUGGUCCUGCUGCCCUGGGUCAUCGUUCUUUCUGCCACCACAGAGAGCAAGGUGGAGUCCUGGUCAUCUCUGGUCAUGCCGUUUGGCAUGAUCGUGUUCUCUGUGAUGAUUCUGGACUUCUACGUGGAGUCCAUCUGCGUCACCAAGAUGGAGGCGCCCAGGUGCGCCAGCUAUGGCUCGCUCUUCCUGUUCCUCAGCGGACUGCUGCUGGCCAACUUCUGGACCCACCCGCUGACCGACCAGCUCCGCGCCGUCAGCAGCCCCGCCCAGCACGACAGCACCGAGCACGUGCUCUCCGGAGGGGUGGUGGUCAGCGCCAUCUUCUUCAUCCUGUCUGACAGUAUUUUGUCCUCCCCGUCUAAGAAGGGCCAGAAGGGGACUCUGGUGGGGUACUCUCCUGAAGGGACACCGCUCUAUAACUUCAUGGGAGACGCUCUGCAGCACACCUCCCACUCCCUGCCCCGCUUCAUUAAAGACUCCCUCAAACAGAUUCUGGAGGAGCAUGACUCACGCCACAUCUUCUACUUUCUCUGCCUCAACCUGGCGUUCACAUUUGUGGAACUGUUCUAUGGGGUUUGGACCAACAGCCUGGGUCUGAUCUCGGACGGAUUCCACAUGCUUUUCGACUGCUCAGCCCUGGUCCUGGGGCUGUUCGCCGCCCUGAUGACUCGCUGGAAAGCCACGCGGAUCUACUCUUACGGAUAUGGCCGUGUUGAGAUUCUCUCUGGAUUCAUCAAUGGCCUCUUCCUCAUGGUCAUAGCUUUCUUUGUCUUCAUGGAGUCCGUCACUCGACUUGUAGAUCCACCCAACAUUAAUACAGACAUGCUAACUCCCGUCUCAGUCGGGGGCCUCAUCGUCAACCUGGUGGGCAUCUGCGCCUUCAGCCACGCCCACUCGCACGGCGCGUCCAAGGGGAGCUGCUCGUCACAUGACCACGGCCACUCCCACCACGGACAUAGUGACCACGGCCACGGGGGACACGGGCACGGGGGACACGGGCACAGCCACGGCGGACAUGGCCACGCCCACGGCGGGCACGGCCACGCCCACAGUCACGGGCACUCCCACGGCUCGACGGGGGGUGGCAUGAACGCUAACAUGAGAGGUGUCUUCCUGCACGUCCUGGCCGACACCCUGGGCAGUGUGGGGGUCAUCAUAUCCACCAUCCUCAUCAGGCAGUUUGGGUGGCUGAUUGCAGACCCCAUCUGCUCCCUGUUCAUCGCUGUGCUGAUAUUCCUCAGCGUCAUCCCUCUGCUGAAGGACGCCUGCGAGGUCCUCCUCCUGCGGAUUCCCCCCGAGCACGAGAAGGACCUCAACACUGCGCUGGAGAAGAUCCAGAAAAUUGAGGGUGUGCUGUCUUACCGUGACCCCCAUUUCUGGAGGCACUCUGCUAGUGUCAUAGCAGGAACCAUUCACCUGCAGCUGAUGUCUGAUGUUGUGGAGCAGAGAAUCAUACAGCAGGCAAGCUCUCUCAUACACUCACCCAGCACUUUAUUAGGAAUAUUUGUACUUUAUUACUCCUACUUAUUCAUACGAUUAUCUUAUCAGCCAAUUGUGUGGCAGCAGUGCAAUGCAUACAUUCAUGUAGAUAUGGGUCAGGAGCUUCAGUUAAUGUUCACAUCAACCAUCAGAAUGGGGGGGGGAAAUGUGAUCUAAGUGACUUUGACCGUGGAAUGAUUGUUGGUGGCAGAGAGGUGGUUUGAGUAUCUCAGAAACUGCUGAUCUCCUGGGAUUUUCACACACACUAGUCUCUAGAGUUUGCAAAGAAUGGUGCAAAAAACCGAAAUAAAUCCAGUGAGCAGCUGUUUUGCAGACAGAAACGCCUUGUUAAUGAGAGGUUUGAGCAUAAGGGCCAGACUGAUUAAAGCUGACAGGAAGGUGACAGUAACACAGCCACGUAUUACAACAGUGGUAUGCGGAAGAGCAUCACUGAACACAUAAUGCAUCAAAACCUUUAAGUGGAUAGGCUACUGCAGCAGAAGACCAAUAAGUGCUCAAUAACACUAUGUUCUGCCCAUUUGUAAUGUAUGGAACCCUGUUUUGCGAGACGCAUUUUCAACAAGGGACAAUACAUUUAUAUCUCAGAGUUGUUUUUUUUUAUCUCAAUCCUGGCAGGUCUUGUAACAGAAACAUUGUAAGAAGAGGGACUGGGACAGGCAAAUUGUUCUGUUCACUAAUUAACUGUGACAUUUUUAUUUUCAGUAGCAGUGUUUAGAUGAAUUAGGGUCAAAUUUUUUAUGAAAAUUGGCACAAGCUAAGUGUUAUUGAAAGCUUUUCUGAUCACUUCGGAUUUCCCCCCUCUUAGGUGACCGCAGUGCUUAAAGAUGCAGGAGUGAACAAUCUCUCUGUCCAGGUUGAAAAGGAAGCCUACUUUCAGCACAUGUCUGGCCUCAGUACUGGAUUCCAUGAAGUUCUCGCUAUGACCAAGCAGAUGGAAUCCAUGAAGUACCUGAAAGACGGGACUUGUAUCAUGUGAAUGGUUUCUGUGGGAACAAAUGAACCGUAAUGCAUAGGAAUAAAUGAAAAAAAUACAUAAAUAUUGGGAUCUUAUAUUCCCAUUUUAAAAUAUUUUUGCAUAUUGAUGUAUAAAUAUACUUGCAUAUUUUGUAAUUUGAAUGAACCUUCUGGGUGCUGUUUCGCUCUAAACAGGAGUGAAGGAAGUUAUUUAAAUGGAAAUAUUACAUUGUUAUUGGAGAGGUUUUGCUUGAUAUGGGCCAACCCUACUUAUGUGAACAGGCAUUAAAUGUUCAUACAUCAUGUGCGGUGUUUUCAUAUUCAGUCAUUGCACUACUUGGAUAAUUUCACACCAACGUGUUUUUACCCCAAUUGAUUUAGGCUCUAUUGGGUUACCUGCUGAUAUUUCUGAUUACCAAAUGAAUAUCCCUUUGUUACAUUCUGCAUUAAUAAAGACUGAGUGAAUGUA